AUUUCUCAUUCUAUAUUUCAUGGGUCGUUACAGGAAUCAUUGAAAUCUUCAGAAAGCGAUGGAGAAGAAUUUAAUUGUCCUAAAUGUAACAUGACUUUUGCUGCUGAUUAUGCUUUCAUGACACACUUUGAAAUAGUACAUGUACGAAAGCGACAAUAG
Molecule: messenger RNA, 159 nt
Organism: Ambispora gerdemannii
Lineage: Eukaryota; Fungi; Glomeromycota; Glomeromycetes; Archaeosporales; Ambisporaceae
Source: the annotation of a GenBank genome assembly